Manduca sexta (tobacco hornworm) is the source of this 641-nucleotide messenger RNA. RefSeq lists its product as uncharacterized. NCBI's taxonomy places the organism in Eukaryota, Metazoa, Arthropoda, Insecta, Lepidoptera, Sphingidae. Bases 81 to 566 code for a protein of 161 amino acids. The transcript is spliced from 5 exons. The record is from RefSeq and is a predicted model, not a curated record. Gene Ontology annotation, molecular function: odorant binding.
UCGCCUUUGACACGGAGAUAAGCGUAUUUAUAAAUAAGAUAAAGUAAAAACAAAUAACUGUAUAUAUUAAAAGAUCGUCUAUGCAAAUAUCAUUAGUAAGGAUAACUUGUGCGUUGUGUACAAAGUGUAAAAUGUUUAUUUUAUUUUUCAUCGGAUUGGUUAUUUCGGGCAUAAAUGCUGAUCUCCUCCGACAAGAUAGGAGCAAAGCGACGUUGAAACCGAUCUCAGCAUGCUGUGAUAUACCAGAACUGGGUGAUGCAAAGCCGUUGUCAGAAUGCUCUAAUCCGAAACUGCCUGGACCAUGCAAAGACGUACAAUGCGCAUUCGAAAAAUCGGGCUUCCUCACAGACAACCUCACGCUAAAGAAAGAAGUAUACAAGAAGCAUUUACGCCAAUGGGCGAAGAACCAUGACGGCUGGUCCGAUGCGGUGGAGAAGGCCAUCAGCGACUGCGUCGACAAGGACUUGCGACAAUACUUGGACAUUCCCUGUAAAGCCUACGAUGUUUUUACAUGCACUGGAAUUGCUAUGCUGAAGAAAUGUCCUGAUGCAGCCUGGAAAUGUUAGAACAUUUUCGAUUAUCAAUAUCUGUCUUAUUUAUCGAAAGGAAGAGUACACAGAAAUAAAACAUUUUAAACGUAA